AUGACAGCCCGCGACCAUUCUUCAUCUGCCCGGCCCCUCGACGCCUUUGCGCGGUCAGUGCCGUCGACCAUGCCGUUUCUCGAGGCCGCGCCGGAGCCCAUCCUGCUGCCGGGCGACGGCACCAAGCCGACGGCCCUGGUGGACGAUGACGGGCCGGGCCGCCACAGCUCUGACAAGAAUGACGAGGAGCAAGCCUGCAGCGAAACGUCGCCUCUGUUGCAGGCCCUCAACCACACCGCGGCGACGCUGCGGACCAUCCGCAGCGACCAGGACAGCGACGCGCCGCCGCUGUUCCUCGACGGCGUCUCGCCGACGCGGUUCUGGCUCAUCUUCGCGCAGAUACUCGGCUCUCUCUUCAUCGGAUGCUUCGACAGCACCGUCAUGGCCUCGUCGCACCCGGUCAUUACCUCGCACUUUGGCGCCGCCCACGCCGCUGCCUGGCUGUCCACGACGUUCCUGCUCGCCUCGACCGCCUGCCAGCCGCUGCUCGGCCGCCUGUCCGACAGCCUCGGCCGCAAGCCGCUCUUCGUCGGCGGCGUCGGCGCGCUCGCCCUCGGCACCGCCUGGUGCGCCGCCGCGCCGACCCUGGGCAGCCUCGUCGCGGCGCGCGCGCUCUGCGGCGUCGGUGCCGGCGGCGCCAUUGCGUUGGGGAGCAUCAUGACGAGCGACCUGGUGCCGAUUGAACGUCGCGGCUCUUUUCAGGCGCUCAUCAACGCCACGUGGGGAACAGGCUCGGCGAUUGGGGCCGCGGCCGGCGGUUGGCUGGCGGAAACGGUCGGGUGGCGCUGGGAGUUUGGCAUUCAGGUGCCGCUGCUCGUCGUCAUCUUUGUGGCCUCGUGGGUGGCUAUCCCACGCGAUAUCGGCAUCCGCGGCAAGCCGGCCAAGACGGUCGUGCAGGCCCUCCGCGAGUUUGACCUCGUUGGCUCCGGCCUGCUGACGGCCGCAACCGCGGCGUUUAUCCUCGGCGUGAAUCUUGGCGGCACCAUUCUUCCUUGGUCCCACCCCAUUGUCGCCGCCUCCCUGGCCAUCUUUGCCAUGACGUUUCCCACCUUUCUCUGGGUUGAGUCGCGCUCGGCCCGGCCGAUUAUGCCGCUGCAUCUCAUCACCAAGACGCCCCAUGCCAACCUCAUAUUGGGCAACUUCAUCGCCUCGCUGCUCACCAACGCGGUUCUCUUCAAUAUGCCGCUGUACUUCCAGGCCGUCCUCCUCACGUCGGCCACCACGUCUGGCCUGCGGCUCGUGCUCCCAACCAUUGCCUCGUCCGUCGCCGGCGUGUCCACCGGGUUCCUCAUCACGCGCACGCGGCGCCUCAAGUGGCCGCUGCUCCUCGGCGCCGGCCUCAGCGUCGUCGGCAACCUCGCGCUGCUGCUCCUCCGCCGCCGCCUCGCGCCGCCGCUCUACGUGCUCGCCCUCGUCCCCAGCAGCCUCGGUACCGGCUUCCAGUUCCCCGGCACCUUCAUGGCCGUGCUCGCCGCCAGCCCCCAGCCCGAGCAGGCCGUCGUCACCAGCACCCUGCUGCUCUGGCGCAGCCUCGGCGGCGUCCUCGGCGUCGCCGCCAGCAGCCUCGUCGUCCAGACGGCCCUGCGCCACUACCUCGGUCUCCUCGUCCACGGCGCGCGCCGCCGCGAGGUGAUUGCCAGCGUGCAGAGGUCCGUCGGCGUCGUGGCGCAGCUGCACGAGCCCUACCGCGAACAGGUCAUUCAGAGCUACGAGGCCACGCUGCGCCUGACGUUUUUCUUCACGAGCGUCAUGGCUGUCAUUUCCUUCUUCUUGAUUGUUCCCGUCAAGCUCAAGCGUCUGCCGGCACCAAAGUAG
This is a messenger RNA of Cordyceps militaris CM01, 1815 nucleotides long. RefSeq names its product MFS transporter, putative. Bases 1 to 1815 code for a protein of 604 amino acids. Gene Ontology annotation, molecular function: basic amino acid transmembrane transporter activity. Gene Ontology annotation, biological process: transmembrane transport; basic amino acid transport. The record is from RefSeq and is a predicted model, not a curated record. Gene Ontology annotation, cellular component: fungal-type vacuole membrane. The transcript has 5 exons. NCBI's taxonomy places the organism in Eukaryota, Fungi, Ascomycota, Sordariomycetes, Hypocreales, Cordycipitaceae.